AUGGUGGGCUCUCAACAAUACAAAGACGUCGAGAUACACUACGUUCUCAAGGCUAUUCACAUGGGAAUGCCACCCCCCUGGGUUCGCAUGAGGUUCGAGCAGCGCUUCAAGCGCAAGCUGUCUGACAAUCAACUUCGUUAUUUGAAGAAUAAAUAUGGCAGAGAUCCCCGGUUCGGCACCUCCACCUUUGGAACACCGAACCCGCGGAUUGGAUCAGAUAACUGGCCACUUGAUGACGUCCUGGCUAUCGACUACCAAGCUUUUGAACACGUCGCCGAUCCAAACCUCCGUGUUGCUGCCGCUACUAACAGCAUCAUGGCCCCAACAUCUCCAAUCGUGGCUCCUCAUCUCCCCGUUGUUCGGUCUGGAGGCCCUGGUGGCAGUGACCUAGCUGGAGCCCUCAGCCCCCGUACUACCUCCGUGGCCGGCCAGAAGCGUGCGCGUGGCAAGGACGAAGACGAAGAGGUUGAAGGCUUGACCGGAAAUCGUCCUCCAAAGCUUUACAAGACAUCCCGCGUCGAUUCCUCUGCAAGCUAUACCGAUCAUUUUUCUCGACCGGAAUACUCUGCGGCCUUUCCAAGCCCACUUCCUAUAUAUGGAAAUGGUACAAUGCUCUCGAGCGAUGGGGCUUUCACUCCUACUCCUGUUGGACCAGUUCUUCCAGCAUGCCCUCCGGUUGCGCGAACUCCCACAUUCUGCUCGAGUGGUCCAGUUCAUACCUAUGCACUUGGACAGGUAAACCAGUUACCGGUGAACUCCUUCCACUUCACACAGCUAAGCCCCAUGGCACAGGGCGUAGCCAGUAACAUGUACACUGACACCCUCACUUUCCAAGACGAUCCAUACGCUGAUGGGUCGGGUGUCACAAGACGCGGCGUCCCAGGCAAUAUAAACACGGUUCCAUUUUAUCACCCGAGUACUAACUUUUCCUUCAAUGGUGGUUUUGGGCACCAUGCUUCUAGCGAGCUGGACAUCCCCAGCCUCAGUUACCAGCAUGGCCCAAAAGGUUGUUUCGAUGGCUAUGGCCAGAGCUCCGCAUUGCCAAAUCCAUGGGACUUCAGCAGCACCUUGGUUCAUCCGUCCAUGGACCUUUUGAACUCGACACCCGGUUUCCUUGGACUCAAUAACACCCCAGCUAUAGGCACACAAAAUUAUACACCGCACCAAAUGCCUGCGAACCACUCGCCCUUUACGCCCGCGUCGAAUAUGAUACAGCCGGCGGUAUCGCUCCAACCAGUCAACAAUCAAGUUGCCCGGCAGAUAUCGCUUGGCUGUGCAGCCGUCCCAGAGACGAAUGCUUGCUGCAGGCUAAAGACGGAACUCAGCAACGACGUACUCGAUAAUGCGGCAUCCAAAGAAUGCAGAGAAAGAUUGAACAGAGAGUUAAUAGAGAGUUUAUCUGUCCAUGGCUCUGAUACUAAUAACCUGCAUCUUUUUUCUCACUUCCCUCCCCCAGCCAAGGGCGGCUUUCACCAGGCUCUCGAAAUCGCACACCCGGCUACAAAUAUGAAUGCCCCUACAGCCAAAACUGCCUCUUCAGAUGAAGUAUAUGAGACUGAUAUUUGUGAUCAUGAUCGCCCUACGACGACCUCAACCGUCUGUACUCGUGCAACUUCGGUUUCUCAGCUCAGCGAGCCUGUCCAUAAAGGGAAAGCACGCAACGAGAACAGGCUCCAGGAUGAACGCCCCAAGGAUGGUUUCAUCACGACCAGCGCAGCCCGGGCUGUUCCUGGCGUUUCUCGACGAACAGAAGAGAAGUAA
This is a messenger RNA of Metarhizium robertsii ARSEF 23, 1761 nucleotides long. RefSeq lists its product as uncharacterized. NCBI's taxonomy places the organism in Eukaryota, Fungi, Ascomycota, Sordariomycetes, Hypocreales, Clavicipitaceae. The transcript is spliced from 3 exons. The record is from RefSeq and is a predicted model, not a curated record. Bases 1 to 1761 code for a protein of 586 amino acids.